Messenger RNA from Nematocida major, 318 nucleotides. RefSeq lists its product as uncharacterized. NCBI's taxonomy places the organism in Eukaryota, Fungi, Microsporidia. The transcript has a single exon. The record is from RefSeq and is a predicted model, not a curated record. Bases 1 to 318 code for a protein of 105 amino acids.
AUGUUGCUCCCGUAUUUAUGCUCUCUCCUGCUAUGGCACCACAGGAAUGGGCUUAUGGGGCUGUUUUGUGCGCGCCUGGAGGCUGCCGAGAGAAGAGCAGGCGAGAAAGUGUCGCCAAUGGACAGCGGCAUGCUUUGCCGGAAGUGCAAGAGAGUGAACAUUCCCGUGGUGAACUGCACUGUCCGAAUGACGCGAAUGGAGGAGGUUAUUAUCGUAUGCAAGGGGUGCAACUCCAAGCACUCGCAUAAGAUUGUCCCAGAGUAUAAAAGCGUGUUCAUACGCACCAGCGAGGACAUAGAUGCAUUUCUGGGGGAGUAG